Amphimedon queenslandica is the source of this 3429-nucleotide messenger RNA. Its product is annotated as histone-lysine N-methyltransferase, H3 lysine-79 specific-like. The coding region runs from base 164 to 3358 and encodes 1064 amino acids. Gene Ontology annotation, cellular component: cytoplasm. The record is from RefSeq and is a predicted model, not a curated record. Lineage: Eukaryota; Metazoa; Porifera; Demospongiae; Haplosclerida; Niphatidae. Gene Ontology annotation, molecular function: cytoskeletal regulatory protein binding. The transcript has 11 exons.
AAGUAAGCAAAUCACUGUCUUUUUCCUCUCAUUUUGGCAGAGCAAGCAGACAGAGUUGGUUCCGCUGAUAUUAAAAGGCUUUUAGGGGAGUUUUGUGAUACUAUAAAGAGUUGUCUUGUCAAGAAAAAAUAUCGCCAAGCCAGAAGCGUGAUCCGAAAAGGUUAUGCCAGAGUUUCGCUUAAGACGAGCUAAGAAGGAAAAAGGAGGAGGACAGAGGAGGCGUCACACCCUUCACACUGACUCUGAGAUGAGCCAGCAGCUGGAAGAGGCAGCUAAGAUAUUCAAUGAACAGACUAAGAUUAUCCUCGGCCCAAAUGAAAUAUCUUUGGAUGAUGCUAUACAAGGGAUGAGAGUUGGAGUGAGAGAUGGUCCCAAGCCUCCUGAUGUAUUCAUAAACAGUACAAGCUCUUCAGAGCCUCCAGUAAAGGCAGUCACUAAUCGACGCAUCUCUUCAAAAUACAGCGAAUGUAUCUAUCUUCGUUAUGGUGCAGACAUGCGUAGGUGUCCGUUGCCUUCUCCUAUUACUCUCAGUACUAUAAAGCAGCUCUUCAUUAAUCUAUUCGAUUUGAGUCCUUCCGUCAAUAAAGAUCCAAAAUGGCAUUUGUUUUUACUUAAUAGAUCAAACACGUGGAAACCUCUCACCAAUGUCAGUAAUGUUUCUGAUCAAUCUACAAUACUUCUGGUCGAUUCCUCUGAUCUAGAGACUGGCCCGUUGCUAAAUUCCACUCCACCGUUAGUCCAUCGUAGCUCAACUGGUACACCGGACGCUGAUUUGUCUUCAGAUGACGAGAGAGAGGACCUAAACAUUUCACUACAGAACCCAAUUUCUAGCCUAUCCCAAGCACAUAGCAAUGUUCCAGGAGUUGAGAAUCUCUCGUCAGCUAUUUAUUUAAAUGGCCCAACCAAUGAUACACAUGUUAAUGAGACUGAUGGCCUAGCUACUACUCAAACGAGAGAUGUAGAUGUGAUCCUUCCUCCUCCUAUUAUUCCAAUUGAUGAGCCAGUAACUAUCAGUGGCCUUCAGAAAGAGAUAUCCUUCCUUAAGAGAAAGCACCAGUUGGAGAUACAAGAAUUACGUACUGAACUGACACUGGCUAGACUAUCAGCUGCUCAAGGUAGCACUGCUAAUAAUUUUUCGGUUGAGUUGAGUCAGUUUCGUAAAGACAGACUCAUCGUUGAGCCAUUGAAAGAGGACUACCUUAAAGAAUCUGAUUCUGCACUGAGUGAAAUGAGUCUAUUGCAGAGUAUAGGUGAUUCCCUUAAGUCUGAUGCUAUUCAUCACCAGUCAAGGAUUGAUACUGAUGAGGUUAACUACCUCCUCAGUCUGACAGAAGAGUCAGCAGAAAGAUUUGAAAAUCUUAAAGGUCAGUAUAAUGUAUUAGAACCAAAACUAAAAGCAGUGAUGCAAAAAGAACUUGAAGUUAUUGUUGCUGAAGAACAGAUCAUGAAGGAAGAGGCCAAGAAAUUAGCAGCUGCUACAGAAGCUUGUAAAAUUCUGAAAGAAACUUUCACUACAUUGCAACAAUUGUCAGGCCUGCAAGCUCAGAGGCCGCUACAAGUACCAGUGAUAGUGACAUCCUCAGAUCCAAAGGUUGAUCAUUCCUCACUGAUUGCUAUCAUUAAUAGUGUAAUACCAAACCAUCAAGAGAGACUGGAGGCUAUCAAAGAGACAGAAAUGAUCAUGAGGAAAAGAAAGAUGGAUCUGAGCCCGACGAAACGAGCCCUGAAGAAGUUCGAGUUGUCUCUCCGUCAACGACAGAAGGUUCUUAAUCCAACCGGUCGAGUAGUAGUACUGGAGAAAGAAAGAGAAGAGAAACUACGAAGCUUGUACAUAGCAGAGAAGCAGGAGAGACAAAGAGAGAUAGAGAGGGACUUGGAGAUUGCUCAGAAAGCUUUGAAGGAGAAGAGAAAGAAAGAGAUAGCAGAGAUUGAGCAGAGGCUAGGCAUCGACUUCAAAAUAAGUCACAAGAAUGAAGAGAGAGAGGGAGGGAAUCGAAGAACCAGCAUUGAAGUCGAUCAAGAAAAGAGACUAGAAGAAGAAAAGAAGAGAAUAGAAGAAGAGAGGAAGCGUUUGAGUAACAUUGAGCUCCAGAGACUAAGGGAAGAGAAGAAACGCUUGGAAAACGAGAAGAGAAGCCAAGAAGAGGAAAGAGAGAGAUUGGACCAACUGAGAAGAGAGCAAGAGGAACAGCAAAGGAGACUGAGAGAAGAACAAAGGAGACAAGAGGACGAGCAGCGUAGGAUAGAGCUACAGCGUUUCCAACAAGAGCAAGAGAGAAGACAAAUAGAAGAGGACAAGCGACACUGGAAGGACUAUCAGGGACGCUUAGGGAGUGAGAGCCCAGAGACAAGAAAUAAACGAAAAGAAAUGCUAUGGCAGCAUGUGCAGAGACAAAUCCAACUUGAAGAGGAGAAAGAGAAAAGUGACUUGGUAAUGAAACGCAAAGCUCACACACUCAAAAAUAACUACUCGUCACAGCCCGAGUCUUCCUACAAUAAUCACAGUCACAGCCAUAGUCUGGGUCAUUUCAAUGAGGUUGAUAAUAUCGAGACACUGCCUUUAGCAAUACCACCUGUGAGCCUCACCUCUCGCUCUCACAAAGACCUCAGACACAACAGGACUGAUGACGAGCCUGGAUCCGGUGAGCUAAUGCGGAAACACAUGAGUGGGAGUGGAGGCACUCAACAACCUAAUGGCCUCAUACAGAGAGGAGGAGCUUUAGGAGGAUUGGUUCAUGAUGACUUAAUGCCGAAAUUCUCGUCCGAAGACAGCCUCAUUAAACAGAAUUUAUAUGACUCGCCUUGGACGAGUAAGAAGCUGUUCCUACAGUCUCAAGGAGGAGGUGUGUCUAACAGACGCGGGUCUGCAAGUCAAGUUCAUCACAAAAGGAAUAAGUCUGAUUUUAACGAGACUCCACCAAUCGCCCCAAAGCAGAGUCAGAGGGAUGACCGCUCCUCUCCUAUUCUUAUCCACCCGUUGAGGACUACCAUUGGGAAAAGUAAAUCUAACGACUUUGGCUGCUCUCCGUCAAUUCAAAGAAGCAGCAAUAGCAAGUCAGACCACGACUUGCAAGAAACAAGCAAACUAACUAAUCAUCACUCACCGCCCCCUCUCCCUCCUCCUCCAGUUUCCUAUGCCAGCCCUACUAACCCUCAGCUACCAUCAUUCACUGCUGUUGCUCCUCCUCCUUAUUCUCAAGUAGCUAUUCCACCUCCAUCUAUUGCUACUGCUGGUAGCUUCGAUUAUAAAAAAGGAGGUCUUUUGUCUGAGAGGAUGACGCAUUAUCCAAUGAUGCCUAGCGGACAGCAGCAGGACUCCAUGCUGAGUAAAUUCAAGCCAUCAAUAUCUCUAGUAUAACCCGUAAUGAUUAUUAAUUCUCAAUACUUUAUUUUAAUGAUGUGUCUUUCAGUUUCAGUUUCAGUUAUUAC